Messenger RNA from Caenorhabditis remanei, 1488 nucleotides. RefSeq lists its product as uncharacterized. The record is from RefSeq and is a predicted model, not a curated record. NCBI's taxonomy places the organism in Eukaryota, Metazoa, Nematoda, Chromadorea, Rhabditida, Rhabditidae. Gene Ontology annotation, cellular component: Golgi membrane; COPII-coated ER to Golgi transport vesicle; endoplasmic reticulum membrane. Gene Ontology annotation, molecular function: D-mannose binding. Gene Ontology annotation, biological process: endoplasmic reticulum organization; endoplasmic reticulum to Golgi vesicle-mediated transport; Golgi organization. The transcript has 6 exons. Bases 1 to 1488 code for a protein of 495 amino acids.
AUGACCUCAACACGGGUUCUACUCGUGCUGCUGAUAGUUAUCAAUGUUAUUAGAGCACAAAAUAACCCGGUUUUUAAGAAAUUUGAAUAUAAGCAUUCGUUCCGUGCUCCAAAUCUAGCUCAACGCGAUGGAUCGAUUCCAUUCUGGAUUGUUAGUGGUGAUGCUAUUGCUUCUGGAGAACAACUUCGUUUGGCUCCAUCAAUGAGAAGUAGAAAAGGUAUCGCAUGGAAUAAAAGAGCAUUCGUUGAGAGUGAAAACUUCCAGGUGGAUAUCGCUUUGAAAAUCGGAGGACAAGGACGUGUUGGAGCUGACGGACUCGGAAUCUGGUAUACCUCACAGCUUGGAGCACUCGGACCUGUCUUUGGAGCAAACGACUUCUGGACCGGAAUGGGAUUGUUCAUGGAUUCUUUUGAUAAUGAUGGACAAAAGAAUAAUCCACAAGUGUCGUUGAUGCUUAACGAUGGAACAAGAUCUUACGAUCAUCAUACCGAUGGAUCACAACAGAUUUUGUCAAGUUGCCAACGCGACUUCCGUAACAAGCCAUACCCAGUGCGAGUUCGUAUCGAGUAUAUGAAGAACGUGCUCACAGUUCAUGUGGACGAUGGAAUGCAACCAACUCCACGUUACGAACUUUGUAUGAGAGCUGAGAACAUCUUCUUGCCAAGAAACGGAUACUUCGGAGUCUCUGCUGCCACUGGAGGACUCGCUGAUGACCACGAUAUUCUUGAUUUCUCAGUCUUCUCGCUUUUCAAUGAGCAACAAAAGCCAGUGCCAGCUGCUGAACAGAUUCCACAACAGGAGAAGCAAAAGUAUGAUGAGGAAUUCGAGAGACAGAUGAAAGAGUACGAGCAGGAGAGAUCGAAAUUCAAGGAGCAACAUCCGGAUAAAGUGAAAGAGGAUGAUGAAUACGAUCCAAGCAAAUAUUACGAGGAUGCGACUGCUCGCGAACUUCGAUUGAUCUACGAGUCUCAGAAUGCGAUUCAUCAGGUUAUGCAGAAUAUGGAUCAACGGUUAGCGCAGAUUCAACAAGCGCAACUCUCUGGCGCUGGUGCAGCAGCAGUCCCUCAAGCCGGUGGAGUCCCUCCUGCUGCGGUCAGCGGAGGAGCUGGUUUCUCACAGCCUGAAAAGAAUGAAGUUAUCACGUCAUUGCGUGACUUGACUCAAUCCGUUCGUGACAUGAAACAAUAUGUCAAUGAAAUCUUCACGAAGACGUAUAACAUUGACCAAAAAAUUGUUCAGCAAGGAGGAGGCGGUGCUGCUGGCGGAGUAGACAGUAGCAUGCACCAGAAAGUGGAUUCGUUGCUCAACGAAUUGAGAACAGUUCGAGCGACGCAAGUACAGACGAGUGGACCAGGUGGAUCAGCGAAUUGUCCGAAUGUCUCUUGCGUUUCAUCAACUAUUUUUAUGCUCAUCAUUAUUGUUCAAUCAGUAAUUAUCAUCGGUGUCGUCUUUGUUCGAAGCAAGCAAGACAAGGCGAAAUUCUACUAA